AUGGAGGCUCAAAGGUUGCUCACUCAUAUGGCGCGGACCAGAGUAAUGCCGGAUGUUCAAACAUUCACUAUUUUGAUGGAUGCACAUUGUAAAGAGGGAAUGCUUAAUGAGGCAGAGUCCAUAGUCAAUCAUAUGGUUCAAUUAGGUAAAAUGCCAAAUAAUGUCACUUAUAAUACAUUGAUGGAUGGUUAUUGUACGCAAAAUAGGAUGAGUGAUGCUAGGAGAGUACUUAGUUUGAUGGUUGAAAUGGGCUGCUCUCCCGAUGUUGUUAAUUAUAACAUAUUGAUUAGCGGAUUCUGCAAAGCAAACAGAGUUAAUGAGCCAAUAACACUUUUCCUCGAAAUGCGUCAAAGGGGCUUGAUUCCUAAUGCCAUCACAUAUAACACACUCAUAAAAGGAUAUUGUCAAGUUGGGAACCUUCAAGCUGCAGAAGAGCUACUUAACGACAUGCAAUCUGAUGAUCUAUGUUUAGAUUAUUAUACCUUAAAUGCUUUCUUGGAUGGCUUGUGUAAAACACAACAGAUUGAUAAAGCCGUGACAUUGCUUCGACGUAUGGAAGAUUUGAAAUUAGUGCCAGAUGUUGUGACUUAUAAUAUUCUAAUGAAUGGCCUGUGCAAUGAUGGAAAACUCAAAGAUGCAAUGGAACUGUUUAAUUGUUUGCAUGCUCGAGGCUUGCAACCUAACAAGUGGACAUAUUCGAUUAUUAUGAGUGGAUUGUGCAAAGGAGGACGCACCGGGGAAGCAUAUCAGCUGUUAAAGGAGAUGGAAAUGGUGUCACUUACAAUACAAUGA
Molecule: messenger RNA, 792 nt
Organism: Rhodamnia argentea
Lineage: Eukaryota; Viridiplantae; Streptophyta; Magnoliopsida; Myrtales; Myrtaceae
Product: putative pentatricopeptide repeat-containing protein At1g12700, mitochondrial
Exons: 1
Coding region: 1-792 (263 amino acids)
Molecular function (GO): protein binding
Source: RefSeq, a predicted model, not a curated record